CGAGACCUUCAUCUUCCCAGACUGAACGACCAACCUUUCUCCGCCUAUAGGGACUGGUUUCCUUCGCCCUGCGAUGUUGGCGACGACUCCGACUUUAUUGCGACGGUCAGCAUUCGCUUCCGCGGCUUGAAUACUUCCCGCACGAUGUCGACAUGGGUGGCUCUGAAUAUCGAGCCCGACGAGGCGAUCGAGGAGGAGGUUGAUGAUACGAAAGAAAUCCAGAUCGAGGAAGCUCUCAAGCUAUACCAAAACGCACUAAAGCUUCAUUCCCAAGGAUCACAGUUCUAUGACCAAGCCCAGGACGCAUACGAAGCUCUCCUAAACUCCGAGAUAUUCAAAUACCCGGAGUCGAUUUCCGACUAUAAAAGAGUUGCGCUCCAGAAUUCAGAGAUUCAGUUCGGCGGGACGUCAAAUGAUAUAGCAGACGAGGAUACUGCUGUAGCGCUAGGCGAGUUCAACAUCAACGACUCGAUCUCGAGCACACUACAACAAACCAUCUACCUGUCGUACAAGAACCACGGACAAUACAUUCUCGAUGCCUUACGUGCUGCUCUGCAGGAAAUCCCAAAGCCGCCCGAAGAAGCGCACGAUCUUUCAUCCAAAGUUGCCGAGAGCACCAGCACGGCGCUGUCACAAUUCGCGGAGGCAUUAGAACGGGAUGAUACAGACCUCAAUCUUUGGAGACAAAGUGCAAGACUAUCCAGCGCUUUACAGAGCUACCGACUUGCACGAUUCUGUCUAGAAAGCGUCUUGGCCGAUGACGAUAAUCGUUUGGAAGUGCGGACACAACAGCUGGGGCUGGAGGAGACCUUCGCAGAACAAGGUCUCAGGGAAACGUUACAGUCGGUACAAGAUCGCUUGUCCGAGUCACUUGUUCCCAUUAAGAAGCCAAAGAAGGCUCUUAUCAAAUUCCUCAAGCAACAAAACGACCCAUACCCUUAUUUGCCUUCACUGCCAGAUAAAUUGGAAGAUGUAAGACCGUCGAGAAAUCCGCUUGCUUUCCGCCCAUCUCGUUAUGAAGCCAAAAUUGACGCCUUGACAUGGGUCGCUACUGGGAAAGCCAUUUUGUGCUUGCUCGGUACCGAUAAGAAAUCACCUGAACUUGGCCCAGGGACGUCGAUUGUCCUUUCUCUGCCGGCCAAUAGCCCGGAGUUGAAGGCGAACUCGACUACAGCACAGAGGCGACUAUCAAAGGCACAUUGUGAAGAUGAUCAGUCGCAAGAUAUGCAGAUGGCGGAUGAUGCGCAAAGUACGGGGGCGCGAUCGACCAACGGAGUCCAGGGGCGAGAGCAGACUGCGGAUCAUGGUGAUGAUCAAUCAUCGGUCGACCAACGCGCAGAGAAACAGUUGAUGGAAUCCCUUGAAGUACAAUCAUCGCAGCAUCAACAGGGUACAGAGCAACAGGAUGACAUCAAACCCGAAGAGGUCGAUGCAAAAUCUCCCGAGCACUCAAGCCGAAAACGUUCUUCUGCCUCUGCCAUCGCCGAAGAUCAAGCAGAACGCCUGAGGGUCAAAAGUAGAAGAACUCGCUUGCGGGAUUCGCUCGCGGAUACUUCAAAUCAUACGGACGAGGUAGUUUUUGAUCAAACCAAAUAUUAUGAAGACCUCCUAGACCCCUACGUCCAAGCCGACGAAGGAGUUUUUGGCACCGUCGGCCCGUUGUUGUCAAAGUUGGAAGUUGACGACUUGGGAACGUUGGAGGAGUUGAGGAAACAAGUGGCCUCGGCAAGCGAAAUAAAAGACUCCCCCGACACCCCAGCCAACCUUGCUAGUUCUGAUAAUGUGCUUUCUCAAGAUCUCAGGGAUAUUAUAAUUCACUGGGACGAUGGCAAAUCUCAAGUAAUGCAACAAAGCGACAGCUUGGCCGGGCUGCAGGACAUUCAAGGCAUGGGCAGAUCUGGCCUCGCUGUGUUCCUCGAACACUCAAAGAAACCAACCCAUAAAUUAAAGAUGAAGCAAGUCUUUACUGGGGAGGAUCAAUUGAUUGAUUUCAUUAAAGCUGUAAAUGAUGACAGCUUACAACUUCAUGAUGUUGUAUUUGAAUGGCUAGGAUGCAUUUUGAGACCGGACUACGGCAAUUUAACUGUCCAUGGCAAUACGAUACAAGACUGGUCAGUGGUCGAGUCGUCCUAUAUCGCUUACCAAUGGUCCGGCGAGCUCAAGGACACUGUGCUGCAGCUUUUAUCUUUCGAGGACGAGUUCAUCUACGGCAGGUUGGAGGAGCAAAUGAAAUUCCUCGAACGCCAAAUCCUUCAGUGCCAGCCAGGGGAAGUCUUUCAAUAUUAUGCGAGAUACUUCGCAGACUUAGAGAUGAUACAGGCUGUUUUCGAACUUCAUCUUGAUACAUAUGCGCCUAUGAGUACGCCAAAUAGUGAUACGGACGAACAAACGAGGAUCCUUCAACAAGAUCGCUUGACAAGAUGGUGUAUGCUAGCACGCACUGCAUUGACUCACUUCAUUGAUCACGCACCCGCGGAAGUUAACCGGGGGAAAAUAACCCUCCGCCAUAUUUGGGCGUCAACAUUCCAUUCGAAUAUGGCAGAAGAUGCGCAGCGGGAACAUAUUUUACUCUGUCUGCAAGAUCUUAAACUUUAUCUCAGCUCUCUCAAAGACUCAGUGCUGUCGCUCCCCAACAACUCUGUUAUGUUUGAACUGUCGUGUGAAGCAGUCGACCAGGAGAUUUCAAAGCUGAAUUCCAUGGACUUUUUCAUGAAGAUUUUCAAUCCAGAUUCUGAAGACACCCUUGGACUUAUUGAAACAAUUGAACCAAUUGUCGAGCCAUCGUCGGUACAAUUCAUGGAAGAAGGAUCCGAUAACCAACAAAGCCUACAACGGCAUGAAAUGGGCUCCUUUUUGGACCGUGGCGAUGCUACAUUGAGGCUUUUUCUGUGGCGACGACUCCAGGACGCUUAUAGAAAAAUUGACUAUCCUCCAAAGGUGGUAUCCUGCUAUUUGAGGAGCAUAGAAACUGUUAUCAAAGAAUUACGGAGCUCGGGCUAUCUCGAUGAGCCUAGUGGGCAUCGUCAAGCAGCUCUCCUGCGAUGGCUAAAGUCGCUUGAUGGCAUUUUAAACAAAACUGUUACAACAGUCUUGCAGGAGUCCGACAAGGCCUAUGAAUGUUUUGAUAUGGAGCAUGUGAGGUCCUCGAUGUCAGCCGUCGCCUCUCUUCUCAGAUUGCUCUACAGUUUCGUUCUCUAUGAAGAUUCUGUUCGUGUUGGACAGGUUUCCGGUACAGACCUGCGAGGGUCGUUGGCAAAAUCUUUGGAAAGCUUCAAGGAUAAGCUGCGCGAAAUGUGGGUCCGUUGCUGGAUCUUGCUAUACACCCUGCUCAAAGAAGCCAUUGCCCAGAAUCAAGAGAUUUUUGACGAGCCUUUGGAGGAUCACAUUUACUACUUGCGCUCAGUGCACAACGCUCUCGGCAUUCGGAAACUUUGCAAACGAUCUCACAAGCAAUUUCUCAAGCUGGUCAAGUCUGAGCUUUUCGCAUUGGAUGUGAAACAAGACACAGAGGCCGACAUCUGCCAAAUCAUUUACGACGUCCACGGGGUCAAGUUGUGUUCGAACGACAGCCUACUCAGUGACCAUGGGUGCACUUCUGAAAAGCUUGACCGUUCGACGGCCGUCAUGAUGAUCGACUUUGUAAUGAAGCAGGCGCAGAAGAUAAACAUCAAGGAUUUGUCCAAGUCAGAGCUGAAAAAUACGAUUGAAAAGAUGCAGCAAUCCAUCGGAUCAACCAAGGCAUCACCCCCUGUGACAUAUAAUCGCCGCAUAUUCAAUGCCUACUUGAAAUCUCCCCUGAAUCCAUCCGAACUCGUUCGCGCCAUUCAAGGAGUGGCAGACCUGCCAUUGAUACCCGUACCGAGUCAAACCGCAGUUAUCGCGAAAAGUGGCUGGUAUUUCCUUUUAGGCUACGCGGCCUUGACCAAAUUUCGCUCACAGAAACGCCUGAACCCGGUUCCAACCACCGACCUUGAUGAGGCUGUUAGUUGGUUCCGACAGGAUUUGGAGCACGGGACCUCAAGAUGGGAGACUUGGUACCGGCUUGCCCAAACAUGGGAUUCAAAGGUCGAGGAAGAUAUUACAUGGUCCGCAGACAAAAUCAACAAUAAUCGGACGGAGUUGGUUACUUGGCAACGCAAUGCAAUCCAUUGCUACGCAAUGGCGGUGGCCACGGCCGCUAAGGCCGCUGAGCCAGAUGCAGAGACCCGAGCACUUCUAGCGGAUCUCUAUACGGAUUUCGGAAUUCGUCUAUACUCGUCUUCCAGAGAGCCCCUUUCUAUGGGGGCUUUCAGCGUUGCCGACUUCACUCGGCAUUACAACAAUCAGGAAAGCCAACAGAUGUACCAGGGACAACCAUUCAAGGAAAUGAGGGUUUAUGCUGCCUGGAGACUUGCAAGCUACCUUCUUAGACGUGCAAUAGUCGACAAACCGAGGAACUGGAUGGCGCAUUAUAUGCUGAGCAAAUGCCUUUGGAAAAUGUUCACCUGUGAUGAUUCCGUGAGGGGCUCGGCGCGUCGCAUCAGCCUUGAUAGUGUCUUGGACGCUCACCUUGAUACUAUUGAUGCACUGCCGCAACGCAAGGACUCUCGGUCAGAACCGAUCUUUGAACCUCACUAUAAGCUUGUCUCGAUCGUGCAUAAGCUUGCGAAGAGAGAGAUUCUAACGCCUGCGGAAGCAUGCAAAACUCUACUUGCAACGCCCUGGGCUCGAAAGGUCCAGCCUUGUGAGGAAAUGGGGUCCUGGAAGAAGUACAUACUUGAGGUAAUUAAGAACCUCAAGAAUGCGGACAAGUCAAAUUGGCACCACCGCAUGGCCGUCAGGGCUGCACACAUUGUAUACGAUGACGACAAAGAUGCUACUGCUGCCACCGCCGCUAGGGGUGAACUAACGCAACAAAUAUUUACCAAAACCAUGACAAUCCAGGUCUGGAAGCCCGAGUAUGAACGUCCCGGUAGGCACUUUGUCUAUACGACGCGAUAUGCGUACUUUUUUGUUGCUCUGCUCGAUCAACUUGAUGACCGGGCCAACCUCGACCAAUUGCUCCGCCGGGUACGGAAAAAGCAAGGCGAUUUUAUCAACCAUACUAAACUAUGGGAGGAUAUGUGCCUCACUUAUGCCCGCGUCAUACGUAGAGCAGCUCAUAUCAGUGAGGGUCAUGAGGAGGGUGUCUUUAAGCCAAUUGGGUGGGACGAAUUCGUUGCAAAUACCGCUCGUCUAGAGGAGCUCUCGCAACUCGCUCCUGAAAGCUCAUCCCUUCUCGAGCUACUUCGAGACGCAAUUGAGCUGAAAAAGCUCAAUAAUAACCUAAUGAAAGUCGCUUCGCUCGAAGACUUAAUUGCCGAUAUAUACUCCCGUCUUUAUCAGGUGAACAUGCCCCAGGUCAUGGAGCUGGUCAACGAAGAAAACAAGGAAAAAAUGAAAGUCGACCACAUUCUCAUGACGACUGACGGGCCAGCCGACGUCUCUACCCCGCCAACCUCAGCUCCUGCCUCAGAGGCACCGGCGCCCCGAGGUCGCACGAAAGGAAUAGCCCGAAGAGACGUCCAAAAGCGAGCAGAGACAAUCGUCAGCCGCAAAGUUCCACCUCGUGCACCUACUGCCAGAGCCCCAGCACAGACGGAAGCCGAUUCAACCGGUGGUACAACCUCCGCCGGUCCCAAAUCUAUGGUUGAGAUCACAGUUCGGCAGCCAACCGCGGAAGAAGGCGGUUCAGGCCAGCAAAGCGACAUCCCCAACAGUCUGCAUGAUAGUGCUGAUGACGAAAGCGAGCUAAGCGAACUUGAUGAAGAGAAGCUUUCUAAACUCGGUACUGAUCCUAAAAGGCUUUUCCCUAAUCUUCACGAAAGGGCAUCUGCAGAUCCGGAAUCUGAGAUGUCUGCUCAGGUUAGCGUUGCUGGAGACGCCGCAAAUGAUGACGGCGGAGAGUUGGAUGAAGAUGAGAAGGAUGAGGAAGGCGUGACUGGUCAAGACCCCGAUCUUGAGCUCGGGGAAGGCGAGGGUGAGGGCGAGGGUGAGGGUGAGGGAGAAGGCGAAGGUGAAGGGGAAGGGGAAACCAUGAAUGAGGAUGGUGAUGAACCUGGUGAAGGCGAGGGCGAGGGUGACGAGGUCGAAAUCGAGGAAGAAGCUGGGGGACACGAAGGUGAAGAAGGUGACACUGUUAUGGAAGGCACCGAUGCGCCUGAACAGGAAGGCGCGGAUGGGGAGCAGGAGAACGAGGCCGCUGAUGAAUCUGGGGCCGCAGCGGCCCUUUAAGUGGAACAGUCAUUGUCAUUAGAAUGCGGGCGUUUUUCCCCCUUCUGUUUUAUAUGCGUGGGUCAUGGGGAAAGGUCUUGUACUAUUAUUAUGUUUUCCAAAGUACGUAUAGGGUUAUAGGCGCUCAGGUAUGGAAAGGCUGGGUAUUUAGGAAUGACCGGCUCUAAUAGACAUGUAUGUGUUAUGGGUAUAAGCGUAACAUAUUAAAAUAAAAAACAUAUCGGGAAUCAAACAGCCACCUAAGAUGCACCAUAAACUCCUGGGACAUGGGGAAAACAAGAGACAAUUGAUUGUUCAGCAGAACAAAAUACCAAAAAGCUCUAGCC
Molecule: messenger RNA, 6578 nt
Organism: Aspergillus versicolor CBS 583.65
Lineage: Eukaryota; Fungi; Ascomycota; Eurotiomycetes; Eurotiales; Aspergillaceae
Gene: hir3
Product: putative transcriptional corepressor of histone genes (Hir3)
Exons: 4
Coding region: 145-6252 (2035 amino acids)
Biological process (GO): chromatin organization
Cellular component (GO): HIR complex; nucleus
Molecular function (GO): nucleosome binding
Source: RefSeq, a predicted model, not a curated record